This is a messenger RNA of Periophthalmus magnuspinnatus, 4840 nucleotides long. RefSeq names its product pleckstrin homology domain containing, family H (with MyTH4 domain) member 1 (gene plekhh1). The transcript is spliced from 29 exons. The coding region runs from base 8 to 4204 and encodes 1398 amino acids. NCBI's taxonomy places the organism in Eukaryota, Metazoa, Chordata, Actinopteri, Gobiiformes, Gobiidae. Gene Ontology annotation, cellular component: cytoskeleton. The record is from RefSeq and is a predicted model, not a curated record.
CUCCACCAUGGCCGAGGUCUUGGACAGCUCUGCCCCAGGAGCGGUGGAGGUUUCUGGGGUGGACUGGCACAAGCGUUGCCUGGCUCUGGAGAUGCAGCUGCUCCGGUUCAGACUGCAGGCUGGGAAGAUCAGGGAGCUGCUGGCAGAGAAGAUGCAGGAGCUGGAGCAGAGAGUCAUUGAAGCGGAUCAGAGAGCCGACAAUGCAGAGAAACAGAUUCUCAUCAUGGAGGAAAAACUCAAGUCUGCCAACAUCCAAACCAGCGAAUCAGAGAGCUCAUUGUAUCGAAAGCACCAGCAACUAACCAAUCAGCUUCAAGAAAAAGACGCUGCGAUAAAACAAUUGGAGAACCAGCUGGAAAAACAGAUAGUGGUCAGAGCUCAGGAGUCAAAGAUAAUUGAAGAAAAAGCAGCUAAGAUUAAAGACUGGGUCACCAUGAAACUGCGAGAGAUGGAGCAGGAGAACCAGCAUCUGAAAAUGGCCAAUCAGAAACAGGCAGAACAAAUAACGCUUCUUCAGGAUAAACUACAAAUUUUGUUGGAGAAGCCGCCCUCCUCAUGUGGGACCAUCUCCCCGGCUCUGGACACUCAUCAGGUCCCUGUGAGUCCCCUGUUUCCCCCGGGCAGUCCUGGUUCCCCUCUGCCCCAGGACGAGGGCUGGAGGCCGGGAGGGUCCAGAGGAAACACCCCCCUUAUCAAAACUACACUCACAGAUCACAAAAGACCCCCAGACUAUCUCACAAAACCCAACUCCCACAUCGACGUGCUUCAUGAAGUCUUCUCCCAAAGCCGGACUUUUGGACCGGACCUGCUGGUUUUAGAUGGUUCAAACUCUGACCGGGACCACUCCUCUGAUGAACUCAGCUCCAAAUUCCGCUCUCAUUGUCUCCACUCUUCCUCGUCAUCAUCCUCCUCAUCCUCUGCUUACGAAAUGGCGCAUGGACCGAGCUCCCCUCCACCAAUCGCAUCUCUCCAAUCCCAAACUUCUAUGUUGUCUCGCUCUCCUUCCACCAACAACCCUUUUCCCAACCAAUCCAGCAUGACGCUCCCGAAAGUCCGCACCCCGGUAAUUCCAAGAGACAGCAUCCAGCUAGUUAAAAAACAUUACAGCCAACCACAACCCAGCCUUGAUAAGCUCCACCACUUUAAUGUAACUAUAGACAUCACAAACCCGUCCUCCACCUCUUCUACGCUGAAAAGUACAGGUACGAGCACGUCGCCAUAUUCACAGGCGGUGGAGGAGACGGAUAUCGAUGAUGCGUUGUCGGACAAUAUGGAGGGAGUGGAGGAGGGGGCGGGCCUGGAGGAAGCGUCCCCAGAUGGAGUGUCGUUCCUGGGGUUGGCGGAGGAGCUGGAGAGGCUGGAUCCGGAGGUGCUCAAACCGCCCACGCCUCCGCUGCAUCGGUUUCCAUCAUGGGAGAGUCGGAUCUACGCUGUGGCCAAGUCUGGGAUGAGAGUGUCAGAGGCCAGUGCAGGAGCCAGAGGAAGAGGCUUACCUCAGUAUCCAACCACAGGCCCCUUCUCUCAGCUCAUCUAUAAAAACAUCAGUGUUCCUGUCUACACCACACUCAAAGGGAAAGCCACUCAGAUCAGCAGUGUUCCCCUCCCUGAUGAUGACUCGGGUUCAGAGGACGACAGCAGCUCUUUGGCGUCUUUAAGAACCUCCAUUUUGAAUCUGGACAAAAAGGGGAGUGUCCCGGGCAGCCCACGAGCGGUCAAGAGAGGCGUGUCCAUGUCGUCGAUCAGCUCAGAGAGUGACUACGCCAUCCCUCCAGACGCCUACUCUCUGGACAGUGACUACUCUGAGCCUGAACACAAAGUACAGAGGACCUCUGCCUACUCCUGCGAGAGCGUCGGGCCGGAGACACUGGAGAAGUCGGGGUACCUGCUGAAGAUGGGCGCUCAGGUGAAAGCUUGGAAGCGACGUUGGUUUGUCCUCAGAAAUGGAGAAAUCCUUUACUACAAGUCUCCUAGUGAUGUCAUCAGGAAGCCUCAGGGUCAGAUUGAGCUGAACUCGUCCUGCCGCAUCAUCAGAGGGGAGGGCGCACAGACUUUUCAGCUGAUCACAGAGAAGAAGACGAUUUACCUGACAGCAGACUCUCCAAACAUCCUGGAGGAAUGGAUCAGGGUCCUCCAGAACCUUCUGAGGGUCCAGACCUGCUCCUCGCUCAGUGUCCUGACCAGAGCCAAGCCCACGGCCCGAGGCUGGUUGACCAAGGUCAAACAUGGGCACUCGAAGCUGGUGUGGUGUGCGUUAGUUGGAAAGGUUUUGUACUACUAUCGAAGCAAGGAAGAUAAGCUCCCCCUGGGUCAGCUGCAGGUCCGUGACACUUCAGUUCAGGAAGUAGAUCGGUCAUGUGACUCUGAUGAAGACUACGAGGCCGGAGGAAGAGGCUUCAUCUCGUCUCACUGCACUUUAGUGAUCCAGCCUCCAGAACAGAGCCCCACCUACCUGCUCAUCGGGACCAAUCAGGAGAAGGACACUUGGCUUUACCACCUGAGUGUAGCGGCUGGCAGCAGCGCCAACCUCCGAGUGGGAACAGAGUACGAACAACUCAUUGGAAAACUCCUGGACGAGGACGGAGACCCAGAAUCCCCUUUGUGGAGGAGUGGGGCCCUGAGCUUCUGUAAAGAUGGUUUGAGAGGACCACUAACCACUCUGCCAUCGGAGGCCCUGCAGACAGAAGCCAUCAAACUGUUUAAGUCAUGUCAGUUGUUCAUAAACGUGCUGGUGGAGUCUCCCUCAGUGGACUACCACACGUCCCUGGCCCAGAAUGCAUUGCAGGUGUGUCUGACCCACCCGGAGCUGCAGAAUGAGAUGUACUGUCAGCUGAUCAAACAGACCAACCGCCGCACGCCGCACAGCUACGCCCUCACGCAGUGCUGGCAGCUGUUGUCUCUGUGUGUGGCUCUGUUCCUGCCUCAGCAUCACUUCCUCUGGUAUCUCAGACAGUACCUGCAGCGGCAUGCAGAUCCACGGAGUGAGGUGGGUAAAUACGCCGUGUACUGUCAGAGGUCAAUGGAGAGGACUCUACAGAACGGAGAGCGUGAGGCCAGACCUUCGAGGAUGGAGCUCGUGUCUAUUCUACUGAGGAACCCAUAUCACCACUCCCUGCCGUUCAGCAUCCCCGUGCACUUCAUGAACAACACCUACCAGGUGGUGGGCUUUGACGGUUCGACCACAGUGGAGGAAUUCCUAAACACUUUAAACCAGAAGAUUCUGAUGAGGAAGCCUCAGCUUUCCGGGUUCUGCCUCUUCACUGACGAUCCUUCAGGGAAAGAUCUGGAACACUGUCUGCAGCCAACAGCCAAGAUUUGUGAUGUUAUUUCCAAAUGGGAGCAGGCCUUAAAGGAGCUACAUCCAGGAAAGAAUGAAGGAACUCGAAUCGUCCGGUUAACUUAUAAAAACAGGUUGUGUUUCCGCUCUCAGGUAAAAGGAGAGACAGAGCGAGAGCGCCUCCUUCUGGCCUAUCAGGUGAACGACGAGGUUCAACAAGGACAUUUCCCUGUGAACAAAGAGCUGGCUAUGGAGGUCGCCACCCUCAUGGCUCAGGUUGAACAUGGGGAUCUAGAGCGCCCCCCGGUGUCUCCCUCUGGUUCUCCUCAGCUUAAGUCUCAGCUGAUUCUGACUCAGGCUUUGGAGAAGUUUUACCCCAAAAGAUACAGACAGGACCUGAGUGCCGAGCAGCUCAGAGACCUGUCCGAGGGCUUUUCGUGUAAGUGGUUGCUUCUUCGCGGCUGCAGUUCGUCUGAGUGUGUGCGGAUUUACCUCACUGUGGCUAGAAAAUGGCCGCUGUUCGGCGCCAAGCUCUUCUCUGCAAAGCCACUGCCCCCUAGUGUCGUGGAGCAGACUCAGGUUUGGCUGGCGGUCAAUGAAGAUGGACUGUGUAUACUGGACUUGACAAUGCACCCCCUGGUGACGUAUCCAUACCAGUGCGUGGUCACGUUCGGCGGCUGUAGAGAGGACUUCAUGUUGGUGACGACACAGCAGAAGGAGUCUGGAGCCGGGAAGAAGAGUGUGGAGAAGCUAGUCUUUAAUAUGGCCAAACCAAAGAUUUUGGAGCUAACGUUGCUAAUGGCGAGCUACAUAAACCACUGGAGCCUCGGCGUUCCCUCUGCCCCCCCUCAAAACCCCUCCCACUGGGACACAGACAGCCCACACUUCCCCUCUAUGAACUACACCACCAAGGGACCCACGCUACUGUGACCAACGGCAACACAACAUCUACAAUCAUUUUGAACUUUGACCUUUGAGAGGCUCUUUAACACGAGCAGUUAAAAUCUGAUCUGUUUUGAAAAGAGCCUAAUUUUUUUCAUAUUUUUCUAUAAACCUACUCUGAAUGAACUUUAGAAACAGCAGGGCAGCAGAUCAGGUGACAUGGUGUUUUGCACAUUAAAAACAUUUUGCAUAGAAUUAGUAGUCUGCUUUUAUAUUGAAACCAUAGACUGUAUAUGUAAAUGGACAUAGCUAACCUGCUAGCCGCUGCGUUCCAAACAGGAAGUGAGCAUGGGCGCACUUCCGGCUCCAUCGACUCUGGCUGCAGUUCACUUUACAUUGAAAAACUGUGUCCCUUCUCUCUGUAACUGCUGCUGUCAGACUCGUCAUUUUUGCUCUACAUGAUCCUUGGGUUUUUGUUUUGCCAUUUUGUCUGUGAUGAAAGAUACACUGUCUGGCCAAAAAAAAAGUCACCAUCCGGAUUUAACUAAGCAAAUAUGUUGGGGUUGCUGCAGUUGGUCAGGUCUAGGUUCAGCAACAGUCUGUGCUCAAAGAAUGAGGUCAGCUGACACCUGAAUAUACUGAAUGACCAGGUUAUUCCAUCGAUUUUUUUCUUCCCUGAUGGCA